This is a messenger RNA of Debaryomyces hansenii CBS767, 753 nucleotides long. Its product is annotated as acetate uptake transporter family protein. Gene Ontology annotation, cellular component: plasma membrane. Gene Ontology annotation, molecular function: acetate transmembrane transporter activity. The transcript has a single exon. Bases 1 to 753 code for a protein of 250 amino acids. NCBI's taxonomy places the organism in Eukaryota, Fungi, Ascomycota, Pichiomycetes, Serinales, Debaryomycetaceae. The record is from RefSeq and is a predicted model, not a curated record.
AUGUCAGACUCAACCACUCCAUUAGAAGAGCCACCUGUAGCAGAAGUUCGUUAUUCCGGGGAACGUAAUGAAUAUAUUAUACUUGGUAACAAGAAAUAUGCUAGAAACGAGUUGAUGACUGCUUUUGGAGGUACAUUAAAUCCUGGAUUAAGUCCAUAUCCAACCAAUUCGUUCGCUAAUCCAGCACCUUUGGGUUUAGCAGCUUUCGCCUUUAGUACGUUUGCUUUAUCGUUAUACAAUUCACAGGCUAUGGGCAUUACUGUUCCUAAUGUGGUUGUGGGUGCUGCUUGUUUUUACGGUGGUGCUGUUCAGUUCUUAGCCGGUAUGUGGGAACUUCUUUUAGGAAACACCUUUGGUGGUACGGCAUUGACCUCAUAUGGUGCAUUCUGGUUGUCCUACGCCGCCAUAUUUAUCGAAAGCUUUGGAAUUACUGCUGCUUAUGAAGAUAAAGAAAUGCUUAGCAAUGCGAUCGGGUUUUUCCUUAUUGGAUGGGCCAUAGUUACAUUCAUGCUUUGUUUAGCUACUAUGAAAUCCACCUUGGCAUUCUUCUCGUUAUUUUUCUUCUUAACAAUCACAUUUAUUUUGUUGGCGGGUGGUGAAUUUAGUGGUAAAGUAGGUGUUUCGAGGGCCGGUGGUGUUUUCGGAGUUAUAACGUCUAUUAUUGCUUGGUACAAUGCAUUUGCUGGUGCUUCUAACAGACAAAACUCUUACAUUACAUGUCAUCCACUUCCACUUAUUAGGAGUAAGAAAUAG